This is a messenger RNA of Adineta steineri, 2301 nucleotides long. The record is from the annotation of a GenBank genome assembly. Lineage: Eukaryota; Metazoa; Rotifera; Eurotatoria; Adinetida; Adinetidae.
AUGUCAAUGGAUUCUGAUCGAGAAUCCCUUCAUCAAUUGCUAUUUACAAAUAAUUCAUAUGUAAAUCCUUAUUAUGAGCAUAAAAACACCAACAUCAAACUACGACUUAUUAUUGUUUCUAUUAUCAUGUUAUUUUUCUUAUUACUUUCGUCAACAGCUUAUAUUUUGGUUCAAACAGCACCAAUUGAUCAAACAGAUUCUACAGUAACAUUUACUACUGACAAAUUACCUUCGAAUGGUUCUGCACUUGAUUACCGUAUUUUACCAUAUAUUGGCAAUGGUCAUUUAGCUACCGUUGUAUUUAGUGAUUUUAUUUAUAUGAAUGGUCUUUACAAUGGUGACAAUGGUACUAGUCAUCGUGCACGUAUUCCAAGUACACUCAAUUGGCAAUUUAAUAUUGAUCCGUCAUCAUCCACAUAUACUUUAAAUGUUUCAUCAGGAGUUUUCAUGGAAACACUUGAAAAUGAUGAAAUUCGAAUUGAACGACGUCUUUUUGCUUCACAAGAAUAUACUGAACUAUUAAUUGCUCAUGUGGUACUUACUCGAUUACAAUCUAAAGGAAAGAAAAUUCGUAUACCUAUUGAUGUUAACGAACAAGUAACAAGUAUUGAUAUUGAUUUUACAGUUACCAAUCGUAAUAAACAACAUGUUCUAUUAUCUGGUAAAACACGUCAAGUAGAAAAUAAUCAAUUUCAACAAGAGCCAUUAUCCGUAUUUGUCUAUUACACACCAUUACCUGCAGAAGGAUUAGAACUUAAUGGAGAUGAAACAACGCGAACAUAUCUUUUUGUUACUUCAAUUGAUGAAAAAAAAUCAAGAGCUAAAAAUAGUUUUGAUUAUGCAACGACAAGACGACGACCAGAUGUAAUAUUAUCAUCGCAUAUAACACGAUGGAAUGAUGUUUGGUCUAAUGGACAUAUUGGCGUGGAUGGAGAUGAUGAAUUACAACGACAAAUCAAUUCUGCUUUUUAUUAUACUCUUAGUUCUUUACCACCAUUAUCUACUCGAAGUGAACAUAAACAAUUCUAUGGUUUAAGUCCUGGUAGUCUUUCACGAGGUGGUAGUUUAGGUGAAGAUUAUGGUGGUCAUUCAUUUUGGGAUACAGAAACAUGGAUGUAUCCACCCGUUCUUAUUUUCUAUCCAACAUUAGCAAAAGAAAUAUUAUCAUAUCGAAUUGCUUUACGUGAUUCUGCAAUUGAUAAUGCUCAUCUAUUUGGUUAUGAAGGAUGGAGAUUCCCUUGGGAAAGUGCUAGAACUGGUGUUGAUGUUACACCUGAUUGUUGUCCUGAAGUUCGCCUCUAUCAAAUGCAUAUUACAGGUGAUAUUGCCUUUGCAGCAAGACAAUAUAUUGCAGCGACAGGCAAUCGAGAUUGGCUAUUAAAUGAACUUGGCGGGGAACUUAUCUAUGAAACAGCACGAUUUUGGGGUUCAAGAGCAGUAUAUAAUAAUGAAAAAAAACAAUACGAAAUAUUGACUGUUUUACCACCAGAUGAAGAUGCUCAACCAUAUAAAAAUAAUUCUGUAUUUACUAAUGCAGUAGCAUCACUUUCUAUUCGUUUAGCUGAUCAUGUUAGUUGUAUUACAAAUAAGAAAAUACCUCAAAAUUGGCUUGAUAUUGCUUCUAAUUUACAUUUUCCAUUUGAUAAUACAACACAAAAUCAUCUUGAAUAUGAAGAUUUUGAUUUAAAAAAUUCGACUAUUAAACAAGCAGAUGUUGUUCUUCUCGGAUUUCCACUUAUGUGGCCAAUGACUGAUCAAGUAAGACGAAAUGAUUUACUAGCAUAUGAACCUUUAACUCGUGCGGAUGGUCCAGCUAUGACUUGGUCUAUGCAUUCAAUUGGAUUUAUUGAAUUAGGAGAUUUCGAUAAAGCUCAACAACUUUUUGAACGUUCUUAUCAAACUUAUGUUCGACCGCCAUUCAACGUAUGGACUGAAGCUCAAUCAGGUGUUGGUGCAGUUAAUUUUAUAACAGGAGCUGGAGGUUUCUUACAAUCUGUUAUAUUUGGUUAUGGUGGUAUUCGUUUAACAUUAGAUCAAAUCGAAUUCAAACCCCGUGGUCAUUUACCAAAUCAAGCUAAAAAACUUAUUUUUCAUGGUAUUAAAUAUCAAGGAUAUGCACUUGAUUUAACAAUUGGUGAUAAAAUGUAUGAAGUUAUUGUAAGUGCAAAGGAGAAUAGACGUGCUGUUUCACUUGCAUAUGAACAUGAUAAAGAGCAAGGCUCACUCAAACUUGGUGAUCAUCUCACAUUUCCAAUUGAUACUCGCUUAAUUAUUCGUCGAUCAGAAGCUCUUUGUCCUUAA